Phanerochaete carnosa HHB-10118-sp is the source of this 582-nucleotide messenger RNA. RefSeq lists its product as uncharacterized. The record is from RefSeq and is a predicted model, not a curated record. The transcript has a single exon. Lineage: Eukaryota; Fungi; Basidiomycota; Agaricomycetes; Polyporales; Phanerochaetaceae. Bases 188 to 382 code for a protein of 64 amino acids.
CCUCGAAGAGUGUUCGCGGAGUGAUACCUGUAUCGAUCUCAAGGGAUCCAAACUUGUUGAUUCUGAUCGACUCCAUGUGGUAAAAGAAGACAAGCACUGGGUCAUACUCAUCUGGAGACUCAUACGGAUCCGCCGGUUUGACGUCGCAGAACGUUUUUGGGGCGAUGUGAGCAAGCUUGUCUCGCCAAUGCCGAUGUGUGUCUGGACAGCCGUCAUUGAUGGAUUCGUCUCCAUUAAAAGGUUCGAUCGCGAGCGAGCGACGUGGGAUGCAUUACAUUCCGUGGAGCAUACCUCAGGCGCGGUGGUCUACGCAGCCUACAUCACCUCUUUAUUCAGCAAAGGCCGCAUACAGCACGCUAUGUCCCUCUUCCACGCUUUUUGAAAGCUCGUCGAUGCAAAGUCGUUUCCCGCCGACGAUCCUGCGGUGUUGGUCGUUUACGAUAUAUACCGUACUAGACUGGCUCUUACGCCGACCUCAGGUCGAUACGGCACUUCAAAUCCUCGCCCACAUGCAGACCAAAGGCCCGCGUCCUAGCGCCACUUCCUUCACCCGUUUCUUUUUAGACACUACGCAUGGAAACG